ACCAACGUACUACGAUGUUUUUAUUCCUCUACUCUUUCUCGCUCCUCCUACGUUAAAAUGAGUGGAAAGAAUGUGAACAACGCUUACAUUAGCCAAAUAUAAUAUACUCUACUCUUCAGUGUAUAUACGACGGUAUUACGUAUUAACGUUUUUUACAGUGUCGAAAAUAAACAGUGAAGUGAUCUUUCAAUUGGUGUGAUAAUUGGAGUGAAUUUUAUCGAUCCCUUGGAACUAGAUACUCGAUUUGCCAGUAUUCAGAUAAAUUCCGCGCCAAAUCCAAACAUCUGUGUAAAUUUUCAGGAAAAUCCGCGAGUAAAUUGAGGAAAAAAUGGCUCGAACGAGAAAACGACCUUUGGAUUCGUGUUGUGGGUGUAUUUCCUUGAAGACCGGGUCACUCAUCACUGGAAUUUUAUCGAUGAUCGCAGCUGCUUUAACAAUGAUAUACAUAAUAUUUACAAAAGACAGAUUGCAUACAAUAUUGAUAGAUCUUCCACAGACAACCAUUAAAAUCAUUCUGGUGUUCAAUUUAUUCAUGACCAUUGUCAUUUCAGGAGUAUUGGUAUUGGGAGUGUUAAAAGAGCGUAAAUUUUUCUUAGUGGUAUGGAUCGUUCUGGGUAUAAUGCUGGUAAUAAGUUGGCUAAUUUCGGUCAUCUACUGGGGCUUUUAUUAUCUAAUAAACCAUCAGUAUCUAGAAUCAGUGGUAUGGUUCAUCAUCGGAAUAGUCAUUUCGGUGUUAUAUUUCUAUUUAUGGCUGGUGGUUUACUGUUUCUAUCUGAAACUGAAAGAGGAAGACGAACGACUACCUUAUUACAAACCAGCACAUCUUCGUUAAUUACCUGUUUGUCGCGGUAACUACAUACGAACGAGUACUUCUAAUACCUAUUUAAACUAUUUACCUACAUCUGCGUCUACGCUAUUGUCUACAAUAUUUUUAACAAGCACAGAACUCAUUGAGAUCAAAUUUAUAAUGUUUUACAGUUUCUACUUUUUUUUUUUCAAACCUGUCUACCUACAUUUUAAAAUUUCUUCUACAUUGGUAUACGAUAUUUUUACAAAAAUUAACAAAAUAUUUACAAAAUGAGCUUCCCAAAAUUCCGGUACAUUAUUUAUAAGCGUAGACGUGCGCAUUUAUACAAACGUGCCACUGAAAAAAUUAUUCUUCAAGAUUUCUACACUCUGUUGUAACUGUGAUACUAUUUUUAAUAAUAUACUUUUAAAAAGUGUAGGUAUUUUAAUCCUACCCACCUUCACGAGCGAAUAAUUUAACGCCGCUGCGUACCUAUCUAUUUAUUAAGAUGCCAGUAAAUGUAUAAUGUACCUUUGCCUUACCUAUCUAUAUAGUUCAACUUGAGAAAAAAUAGUUGUUAGGUAACUCAAAUCACUAUGUUUUUAACUCUAAACCUCUUCAUGUACUUACUCGGCGUACUGCUGGCUUAUUUGCACGCUCAUAUUUUUAUUUCUAUUUAUACUGAUGUAUUAGUACUCUUCAUAAUACAAGCUGUUUUAAUUUAUACAUAAGUAUUUUUCCAAUCAAAUUAAGAGUAACUAUUCUGUAUUUCAAGUUGACUAAAAAUGUAAUGAUAAUAACUGUAAUAAAAUAUUUGUUAUAUUUUUA
Planococcus citri (citrus mealybug) is the source of this 1615-nucleotide messenger RNA. RefSeq lists its product as uncharacterized. Bases 329 to 832 code for a protein of 167 amino acids. The transcript is spliced from 7 exons. NCBI's taxonomy places the organism in Eukaryota, Metazoa, Arthropoda, Insecta, Hemiptera, Pseudococcidae. The record is from RefSeq and is a predicted model, not a curated record.